This is a messenger RNA of Salvia miltiorrhiza (redroot sage), 806 nucleotides long. RefSeq lists its product as uncharacterized. The coding region runs from base 177 to 692 and encodes 171 amino acids. The record is from RefSeq and is a predicted model, not a curated record. NCBI's taxonomy places the organism in Eukaryota, Viridiplantae, Streptophyta, Magnoliopsida, Lamiales, Lamiaceae. The transcript has a single exon.
GAAAGCAGAAUGUAUUAAUUUCAGGUAUCGUAAUCCAAAUCCAAAUUUACCCAAUCCCCCGGAUUUGUUAUGAUUAGCUGUCAACCCCCAUUCCUUUCCCCCUCUCUGUAUUUAUCCCAACCGCUCAUGCAAAACCCCCAAAUCCACACACUCCACAAAUUUCUCGAUCGAUCGCCAUGCCAGAUCCGGCAUUCGGAGACUGCGUCGGCGUCGAGAGCAGCGCCGAUCUCGAAUCGGACGUCGACGCCGCGCUCGCGCCCCCCCGCAGGCACAAGCGCCCGGCGGCGGCGGAGAAGAAGGAGUUUCCGCCACCGAUCUCGUGGCUGGCGCGCACGGAGAGCCUCCCGUCGCACAUGCCGCGGGUCAUGAGGAAGUACUGCACGACCGACGGGCGGCUGAUAAUCAAAGAGGAGAGAGUGAGGUGCCACGACUACUUCCUCGCCGAUCGAUCUGACGGACGCCUCGUGCUCAAUCUAAUACACGUGGACGACGACGACUCCGUCGUCGAGGAUGCGGCGGCGGUGGAGGAGAUCCGGUCGACUGAAAUCGGCGGCGGGGAGGAGGGGAUCAAGCGUGAUUUGACGGUGGAGGAAGUGGCGGCGGAGUGCUAUAAGUAUAAUAGCUUGGGGUUGAAGCCCUGCGGUGGCUUUGUUGCGACGGUGCCGGUGUUUAGGCCUCCGGUUCACACAUGAUUUCAGACCUUCAAUUUUCCCCCCCUCUCUCUCUCCCUUAAACGAGUGCAAUCUUUUGGUUCUUUCUUUGAUUUUUUUCCAAUAAUGUUCGAUAUUCUUUUACGUUGAUUUCAA